AUGUUAAACCACUUACCGGCUAUUAAGCACCUAUGUCAUUUUAUUGUAUUUUACCUGUGGAUAUGCGGUCUCUUAACAAAUGACCAGUCCUACCCUGAUAAUAAGUCUUACCCUGAUAAUGUAUCCCCCAAUAUACUAAUCAAAAUGGUCAUUUAUAGCCUUCAAAUGUUGUCUCUAUUAUCAUUACCACAAUAUUUGUGCCAAUUUCUGGGACUUAUUUUGUACGACACAUUCGCCGACCCCGUGGUCGCCCUGAAGUACAACCCACUGACCGCACCGUUCAUAUGCUUCCGAGUGGUCACUCGUGGAGACUAUCGGCAAUUGGUUCGCAAUAAUGUCAGAAAGCAUUUGAAUGUGUGCUCAGCAGUGGGUCUCCGAAAUUAUAUCGUCGAAGUGGUCACCGAAAAGGGUUUGGGUUUAGGUGACUGUAAUCACCCAAAAGUGGUUGAAACCGUACUCCCCAUUCAGUAUCGGCCUAAAAGUGGAGCUAUUUUUAAAGCACGGGUGCUUCAGUACUGUCUGGAGCGGCGACACAAUCGGUUGGCCGACAACGACUGGAUCGUCCACUUGGACGAGGAGACAGUGAUGACCGAGGCGUCCGUCUGUGGUAUUAUGAACUUCGUGUGCGACGGCACCCAUGACUUUGGACAGGGACUCAUCACGUACGCCGACCAACGCGUAGUUAACGUGUGGACCACUCUUAUGGACGCGUGUCGAGUGGCCGACGAUUUGGGGAAAAUCCGGUUUCAAUUCAAAUGCUUUCACAAACCCUUGUUUAGUUGGAAAGGCACAUAUUUUGUGUGCCGAGCGAAGGCCGAGCGCCGGCUAUCCUUCGAUCACGGGUUGGAGGGCUCGGUCGCCGAGGACUGCUAUUUCGCGGUCAACGCCUACCGCACCGGCCGUACGUUCGACUGGAUCGAGGGUCCGAUGUGGGAGGAGUCGCCGUUCACGAUCACCGACUACAUCCGGCAAAGGACACGCUGGAUGCAGGGCAUACACCUGGUGGUCCACUCGCCUAACCUACCAUGGAGGUACAAGGUGUUUGUGGCCAUGUCGCAUUACGCCUGGAUCACGUCCAUGCCGACUAAAAUGUUGUUUUUUGUAUUUUACUUCAAACCGCAUUAUUUUAAUUACGAGAUGUCCGUGGUGAGUGGGUUCGUAAAUGCGGUCACUUUGUACAUGUUCAUUUUCGGCGCGUUCAAGUCGUUUAGUGUUAAGAUAAUAGGCGCCAAACGCUAUGUGUUAUACGUUUUGGCCUGUGUAUUAGCGGCACCCAUGAGCCUGAUUGCCGAGACAAUAGCCGUGUGUUUGUGUUUCACCACAAAUAAGUAUACGUUUUAUGUAGUUAAAAAACAAAUUGCACCACGCCGAACAAAAUUUAAAAAAUAA
This is a messenger RNA of Oppiella nova, 1389 nucleotides long. Lineage: Eukaryota; Metazoa; Arthropoda; Arachnida; Sarcoptiformes; Oppiidae. The record is from the annotation of a GenBank genome assembly.